AUGUUCUAUUCCGAGACUAUUCUAGCAAAAAAAGGCCCUUUGGCAAAGGUGUGGCUCGCUGCUCAUUGGGAAAGAAAGCUUUCCAAAACUCAGUUUCUACAAACCAAUAUUCAAAACUCUAUUACUGCUAUUCUUGGAACAAAUGGCGAGUCGAUGGCUUUGCGACUUACUGGGCAAUUGCUGCUUGGUGUUGUCCGGAUUUUUUCAAGAAAAGCCAGAUAUCUCUUGGAGGAUUGCAACGAAGCGCUCAUCAAAAUUAAAAUGAUCUACUAUUCUAUUAUGCAAGGCGUUUCGUCCUGGCCAUUGCUCUCUCAGAAAACGACAGCCGCAAGCGCAUUAAAUAUGUCUAGAAUGCAAGAUAUUACUCUAAUUGAACCAGCAUUCUUUUCUGCAUCUCAACGAGAGGAUCUCUUGGCUGAUCCUGUAUCCAAUGAGAUGGCAGUCGGAAUGGAAUUGGAAGACAAUGCAUUCGAUCUUCAUUUUGAAAACGAAGUCUCCACUGCUGGUGUUGAGCUUGGACGAGACGCUGUACCAGUGACUCCAUUCCAUCUCGAUAACCCGGACCAGGAAAAUACCAUGGAUGAGUCAAAGCAUACCGAUACAUCUAUAGGCCAGCUUCCUCUAGAUGUGUCAGUGACUGGUUCUCGACUGGACUUACUGCCAGAUAUUACAUUUAAUCAAAAUGCUCCAGACGAUCCUCUUUUGUUUGCUGGAGAAGACAAUUAUGAUUUUGGAUUUGGUGAUGCUUCAGCAAUUGUAUUGAAUGUGGAUAAAGGCUACAAUGAAACUCACCUGCUGCAUGCUGUAAUUAGAGAAAUCCCCCAAGUUGAGUCUGAAAUGUCUCAUGUUGCACCCGAAGAGCCUGAUAAUCAAGAGUUUUUUAGAGUACCUACUCUACCUUUCCGAAAGCGAGCUGGUGAGCAAAAUGAGCUUGCAAGAAAAAAGGUCGCUACUCAACGCAAGCGAAAAGUAGUAGUGGACGAGGAGAUUGAUUUAGCAGAUCAGAUUGUUCGUCAGCAACUGCAGGAUCCAUCGGAUAUUCUUGAUUCGGAUACCAUGCCAAUGUUUUCCCGCGAAUACAUUUGUGGGCCUUUUUCCAACAAUCCUCCACCGUUUUUUGAUAGUAUUGUGUGUCCGCCUGAAUCUCUUCGUAGAUUCGAGUUUAAUACGGGCGUUAGUUCAAAUGCAUUGCUGCCAAAUGUCGACAACUACGGACUUGAUGACAACUACGAUCCAUUCCAGGGCCUAGACAAUUUUGAGCCGGUUCCAGAAACUCUUGAUUUUGUUGUUGAAAACUCUAGACAAGAUGAAUCUAUUUUGGAAAAUGACAAGAUUCAAGCGCGCGAUUCACUUGAGCCUAUCGAUGCUAAAGCUGCAAACAUGAGUGUUGAAAACGAUUUGUCUAUUGGAAAUUAUUCAGCUGAUAUUGCCAUUGGUUCUUUUUCGGACAUGCCGCAAAGCAUUGCAGAAAUAUCUAUGGAUCAUGCUGUCGUAGCACAAUCUGCAAAGCCGGCUGAUGGUUUCCAUGCUAGUCUAUACGAAUUUGGAGAUGCCACAGAAACUCCUGCAGAUAAUGAGCUUGAACUGAGCAAGCAUACAUACCAAACUAUCAAGAUUCUCCAGGAAAGAUUUAACCAGACACCAGAAAUAUCACCCGCCACAUACAGCGAGUUUGUUCAAGGGGCAUCCAAAACCAUCAGGGCAAGAUUUUUCUUUGAGCUACUUGUAUUGAAAACAAAAAAGCUAAUAUCGGUCGAGCAAAAGGCACCCUAUGAUGAUAUACUGAUACUGCCAGAGACUGGUCUUCUUGAAUCUGUAGUGUGA
Molecule: messenger RNA, 1824 nt
Organism: Batrachochytrium dendrobatidis JAM81
Lineage: Eukaryota; Fungi; Chytridiomycota; Chytridiomycetes; Rhizophydiales
Exons: 9
Coding region: 1-1824 (607 amino acids)
Biological process (GO): replication-born double-strand break repair via sister chromatid exchange; sister chromatid cohesion
Cellular component (GO): cohesin complex
Molecular function (GO): protein binding; chromatin binding
Source: RefSeq, a predicted model, not a curated record